CACGUUUUCAGUUCGAAUCAUGGGCACUGCGAAGCCGUCCAGAAAGAAACAGCGCAAGUACAACAAGCGCUCUAAUAUUCAACUGAAAAAAUACACAAAGGGCGAGGCUGUUCGAUUCAUAACCCGAUCAGCUGCAAUGCGUAAACUUCAAGUCUCUCUGAGAAGUUUCCGUCGGCUCUGUAUUCUAAAGGGAAUUUAUCCAGUUCAACCACAAAACAUUAAACAAGCCAAUAAAGGAAACCCGACUAAGACUACAUUUUAUUUGCUGAAAGAUGUCAAAUUUUUGCAAAAUGAACCACUGUUGCAGAAGUUUCACGAGCAGAGAAUAUUCGUAAAACGAAUCAAGAAAGCAGUGGGUCGUCGCGAAUAUUCACAAGCAGAAGAGCUAGAUGAUAGGUUCCCUAAAGUAAAGUUGGACCAUUUAGUGUUUGAAAGAUACCCAUCCUUCGAAAUGGCGCUCAAUGAUGCGGAUGACGCGUUAUGUGCAAUCUUUUUGUUCGCAACGUACCCGCCGAAUGAAACGAUAUCGGCAAAAUUAGUUCACAUGUGUCAACGACUUGCAGCUGAGUUCUUUAAUUACGUCAUAUAUUCACGUAGUUUGAGAAAAGUUUUCAUAUCGAUUAAGGGGUAUUACUACGAGGCAGAAAUAUUCGGCCAGAAGAUUGUAUGGCUACAACCACAUCAGUUUACGCAACCAGUGCCUCGACUCGUAGAUUUCAGAGUAAUGAGGACCUUUCUAGAUUUCUACGUGUACCUUGUCGGUUUUAUUAACUUCAGACUGUUCAACAGUAUUAAUUUGGUCUACCCGCCUAAAUUGACGAAAUCUGAUAAAGAGUUAGAGACUGAAUACUUGAUUGCAUUCAACUCGCAUUUGUGCAAGCUAGCCGAAGUCCAAAAUACAGAAGAAGUUGAAUUGGAUUUGUUUGAAGAUACAAAUGAAGCUAUUAAACAGCAAAAUGAGGAAAUCGAAGAAUUGAACACGUUCAAAAAGUUAUUUGAAGGUUGCAAGUUUUUCAUUUCACGUGAGGUACCUCGUGAGCAGUUUGCGUUUGUGAUUCGCAGUUUCGGAGGCGAAGUUUCUUGGAGCGAAACCCAAGGUCUGGGAUCUACAUUCCCAGAAUCGGAUACAAAAAUUACUCAUCAGAUAGUUGACAGAAAUACCGUUUCUGAUAGAAAACUGACCCGGUUUUAUAUCCAGCCUCAGUGGGUAUUUGACUGCGUGAAUGCGCGUAGUUUGAUUCCGAUGGAACCGUACUUCCCGGGAAAGACUCUCCCGCCCCAUGUUUCGCCUUUCACUGCGGAUGCCAGUAGAAAUGCGACAUCGUAUAUCCCGGUAGAGAGCCAGUUGUUGGCGCGCAAGAAGGCAGCGGAGGAUUUGAAAAAUCCAGAUAAUGCGAAAGAAGAAAGUUCAGAUGAGGGCGUAAGUUCAGAAGAUGAAGACGAUGAAAAUGAAGUUCCGACUAAACAUGGCAAGAAAGAGGUCAAAAGUGCCUCUAGUGCUAUCAAAAAGAAACCGGUAACUCCUGGAAAGAAGGUAGAAAAUAAAAAGGCCGAUUUCCCGGAAACGCAUGACGAGGAGUUGUUGGCGAAGCAGCUUCCAAAAAGAAGGCGAUACUAUUACAAUGCUAGCAAGCGGCGUGAGCAGUCGAUAGUUGACAAGGCCGACAAUUUAGAAAAGAAAAGAAAAAUUGUUGAUGAUGUAAAACGUCUGAGCCGAAAAGCUGCUGCUAGCAAAUAAAAUAUCGUCUGAAAAA
Symsagittifera roscoffensis is the source of this 1754-nucleotide messenger RNA. RefSeq names its product pescadillo homolog. The record is from RefSeq and is a predicted model, not a curated record. Bases 20 to 1738 code for a protein of 572 amino acids. Gene Ontology annotation, biological process: maturation of LSU-rRNA from tricistronic rRNA transcript (SSU-rRNA, 5.8S rRNA, LSU-rRNA); ribosome biogenesis. Gene Ontology annotation, cellular component: PeBoW complex; nucleolus. Gene Ontology annotation, molecular function: RNA binding. NCBI's taxonomy places the organism in Eukaryota, Metazoa, Xenacoelomorpha, Acoela, Convolutidae. The transcript has a single exon.